CACAAACUCAGCACUAGAUACAUAUUUCCAUCUAACGAUAUCGGCACACACUCAUCAUGGCAAUCCUUUUGACUGGAGGCACGGGCAAAACAUCAAUCCGAGUAGCGCGCUUCCUCCAAAAUGAUAAUAUCCCUUUCCUACUAGCCUCCCGCCGCGGCCAGUCCGCCGCUCCUCCCGACAUGCCAGCUGUCAAGUUCGACUGGUUAGAUAAGGAUACCUGGCGCAUUCCGUUCGACUACAAGUUUGUCAGGGACCAGGUAAUCUCCGCCAUCUAUCUGAUGGAACCCCAGGCGCCGGAGCCAUGGAAGCCCUUGAAUGAGUUCAUUAACUACGCGCUGGAGGAGCACGGCGUCCGUCGAUUCGUUCUCGUGGCCGGUAGCUCGGCCGAAUGUGGGCAGCCGGGCAUGGGCAUGGUUUGGCAGCAUUUUCUGGACAAGCAGGUGGACUGGUGUGUUCUUCGGCCGAGUUGGUUUAUGGAGAAUCUAACCGAGGAUGGCCCGCGCCAACUCAUCCGGGACCAAGGCAAGAUUUAUACUGCCUGCGGCCAGGGCAAAAUUCCCUUCGUCAGCGCUAUGGAUAUCGCGGCCGUCGCCUAUCGCGCUCUGACGGAUCCCGAGUCACACAACUGUGACCACCGGGUGUUGGGCCCUGAACUAUUGACGUACGAUGAUAUCGCCGAGAAGCUGAGUCAUGUCCUGGGACGAACGAUCGAGCACGUCAAGCUUUCAGGAGAGGAGCGGUACCGAGGCCUGGUAAACGCGGGUGUCUCCGAGUACUAUGCGGGCUUUUUGACAAAGCUGGAGGUUGCGGCCUCAGCUGGGUUUGAAACACGGGAGAAUGAUGAAGUUGAAAAGGUGACUGGGCGACCUCCGAGGAGCUUCGAUCUCUUUGCGCAGGAGAAUCGGUCGGCCUGGGUCCCAGAGGGCAAAUGAUCAUCUGCAAUUUGUGCAGUGUAACACUUUCGGUGAAGCCAACUCCACUCACUAAAUGGAGGAAGUGUCAAUCAGGAAGGCGACCUUUAGCCCGAACGAUUAUAAUGCUCCGUCGUUCACCGAGUAUGUGAUGUCUGGCCGCUAUAUGCCUCUUUCCUUGGUAAACGUCGAGAAGAGGCGUAAGAGAGGCGACCUCGAGAAUUUCAAGUGCACAGAUAUAGUUAGAGCUCGCAGAUAUGCAGG
Aspergillus novofumigatus IBT 16806 is the source of this 1175-nucleotide messenger RNA. Its product is annotated as fgaFS/easG family protein. The record is from RefSeq and is a predicted model, not a curated record. The transcript has 2 exons. Lineage: Eukaryota; Fungi; Ascomycota; Eurotiomycetes; Eurotiales; Aspergillaceae. The coding region runs from base 57 to 932 and encodes 291 amino acids.